GGAGCUCCUCCCUCCUCCAGGCUGCCGUCACCGGGGCUGCUGGACCGGAGCAACUCGGCACUAACAACCAGCCGCCGGCUGCUCCUCCGUGCUGAGCGAAGACUCGGUGCAGCCAGGAGACUGCCCGCCGUCUCUGCCCGUCAAAAGUCUCGCGGUCCACGGUUGACGACAUGGCCUCCGACGGCAUGGACGAGCGAUCCCCGCUGCUGUCGGGUCCCAACUCCGACAACGCGACCCCCACUGCUCCCCCGUACCUGCAGGAUUCAAGUCCCCGAGCCGAACUACCUCCUCCCUACACAGCCAUCGCGAGCCCCGACGCCGGCGGUGUGCCCGUCAUCAACUGCCGCGUAUGUCAGUCGCUCAUAAACCUGGAUGGAAAGCUGCAUCAGCACGUGGUCAAGUGCACAGUCUGCAAUGAAGCUACACCCAUCAAAACUCCCCCAACAGGGAAGAAAUAUGUGAGGUGUCCCUGUAACUGCCUGCUCAUCUGUAAAGACACGUCGAGGAGGAUAGGAUGUCCUCGACCAAACUGCAGACGGAUAAUCAACCUGAGCCCAGUGAUGGUUAUCCCAGAGGAGCAGCCCGCCCAGCCGGCACUGCCCAUCCAACCUGAGGGGAUGAGGGUGGUCUGCGGCCACUGUGGCAACACCUUUCUUGGCAGUGAGGACGCCAGAACAUCCCAGCCAAUGUCUAGCCUCCCCAGCGAUGGCUCUCCCCCAGCACCACAAGAGUGGAUGGAGCUUCGGUUUAACACACUAGCCAAGUGUCCCCACUGCAAAAAAAUAUCCUCCGUUGGCAGUGCGCUCCCCAGGAGGCGUUGUUGUGCUUAUAUAACUGUAGGAAUGAUCUGCAUUUUCAUUGGAGUGGGUUUAACGGUUGGGACUCGGGACUUUGCCAAUCGUUACAACGCUACCUACGUGUCCUGGGCGUUCGCCUACCUGCUGGGUCUCAUCUGUCUGAUACGAGCCUGCUACUGGGGCGCUAUCAAAGUCAGCUACCCGGAGAAUAGCUUCGCCUAGAGCGGACUCGGCAUGGCUGGAAGAACAAACCUCACUUUUAGUUUUUUUUGCCAUCCAGAUUUUAAACCGGUCAUGUUCAGCAGAGAGGAAUGCCUGCAGAGCCUCUGGACAGGAGUGUGUUGAAGAGGUGUUGUGUGUGUGUGUUUGAAGAGGUGUAUUUUGGAGGUGUAGCUUGAAUCUUAUUGUUUUUGUCUGGAAUGUUUUAGAGAGUUUUGACCCACUGAACAAACCUAAUGUAUGUCAAUCAGUCCUCCUACUAGUCCACAAGGACUAAAAUCCUGCCCAGGUUUUGCCAAAAUCCUCCAAAAUCCAGAAUCUACAGAAAGCUGCAGACCCAUACUGUAUUGAAACCAUUUAUCUUGCCUGUGUGUACACUGACAUAGUAUUGCAAUAUGAUUUUAACUCUCUAAAUGAUCCAUUUUUAAAAGAAAUUCUUGAAUACCCAUUUGUGCCAACUUUGCUGCCCAGUAUUAGUCAAGAAGUGCAAAAGAUCAAAAGGAGUGUGUCUUUUUUUAAAUAUCAAAGUGUUCAUUUUUGGUGUCAUGCAGCUUUUAACUCACUACAGCAAUAACCCUUUUAGUUUAAGUUAUUUUGAACCCCCCUUUGUUUUUCACUGCUCUUCCGUUGCCUUCUCAAUGUUGGAAUAUGAUCCCAGAACAUGGGGACUCAUGUUUGCAUGUUGACUCUCUUAUGCUCUGUCACUGAGGUGGUGUUUUUGUCAGUUUUCAGAGAGGUAGCUGAAGAUUAUGAUGCUCCUGUCUUUGCUCUGUCUGCCUGUGAGUUAGAAUGUAAACCCUCCUCUUCCUCCCUCCGCUUAUAAUCGCCGCUCUGUGACCUCCGGUGAACUCUGUGCUAGCUAGCAUCGCUAUAGGCUAACUCGGCUUCCUGUCUCUUCACCUUGACCAGUGGGCGCAGCUCAAACUUCUAACCUUGUUUUGAAUGUGAUGAUGAUGAUGAUGAUGAUGAUGAUGAUGAAGCAGAACAUAAUGUUAAAAAACCCUUUGUAUAUAGCUCAAAUUCAGUACUUGGAAAACUGUAGUGAAAGGUGAAAGCAGAAGAUGGCUCGUGGGUCUUUUUAAAAAUGAUAAUUUAUCAAUAAAAUGCAAAAACUGCC
This is a messenger RNA of Anarrhichthys ocellatus (wolf-eel), 2133 nucleotides long. It is a transcript of the gene pip4p2, whose product is annotated as phosphatidylinositol-4,5-bisphosphate 4-phosphatase 2. The record is from RefSeq and is a predicted model, not a curated record. Gene Ontology annotation, molecular function: phosphatidylinositol-4,5-bisphosphate 4-phosphatase activity. Bases 171 to 1019 code for a protein of 282 amino acids. Gene Ontology annotation, biological process: phosphatidylinositol dephosphorylation. Gene Ontology annotation, cellular component: late endosome membrane; plasma membrane; lysosomal membrane. The transcript has 8 exons. NCBI's taxonomy places the organism in Eukaryota, Metazoa, Chordata, Actinopteri, Perciformes, Anarhichadidae.